GCAGGGACUGAAUAGACACACACACACACUAACACACAUACACCGAGAGAAGAAACGGGGUCAACGGCGGAAAAAGGACGACACCUCCAAGUCGACAAUCGCCCCCCGGUGACUCUCAUGACUCUCUCCGGGGUGGGUCCAACCCCAAGAAUCCGUCAUCCUAUAAUGAACUGCGAGAGAUCGGCUCAGGUCUAGAGUCCUCUUGCAGCUGCUUAGAGGAGCGAGGAUAGGACUAAGACAUCGGAGUCAGAGUCAAAUUAGGGUGGCCCGUCUGCUUUUGUCCUGCGUUUCUCGGGCCCGGUGUCUGGCAGGCAGUGGUGCACAGUGCGUAAAUGCGUUCCGAGUAGAGACAGGCCUCCGAGGAGCACUUCAAUGUUGAUAUUCAGUCUUUGUCAGACAUCGUGGUAGUGCAUCGCGUUUUUUCAUAGCUCCGCUGAGCGGAUGGAGUGAAUUGUGCAAAAGGGGACUGAGACAGACCGCAGUUUGGUUGCGUGUGAUGAUAGGAGACACAAUGACGCUCUUGUCUCUUCUGGGUCGGAUCAUGCGUUAUUUUCUCCUCAGGCCGGAGACGUUGUUUCUGUUGUGCAUCAGUCUGGCGCUGUGGAGUUAUUUCUUCCAUACAGACGAGGUGAAAACCAUCGUCAAGUCUAGCCGGGAUGCCGUGAAGAUGGUAAAGGGGAAAGUGGCGGAGAUGAUGCAGAACGACCGGUUGGGAGGCCUCAGUGUUCUGGACGCAGAGUUCUCCAAGACCUGGGAGUUCAAGAAUAACAACGUAGCAGUGUACUCCAUACAGGGGAGACGAGAUCACAUGGAGGACCGCUUCGAGGUGCUCACCGACAUCACCAACAAGACCCACCCGUCCAUAUUCGGGAUAUUUGACGGUCACGGUGGAGAGGCUGCAGCUGACUACGUGAAGGUCCACUUGCCAGAGUCCCUGAAACAGCAGCUGCAGGCCUUUGAGAGAGAGAAGAGAGAUAGCUCUCUUUCUUAUGCCAGCAUCCUUGAGCAGCGCAUAUUGACUGUGGAUCGUGACAUGCUGGACAAGCUCUCUGCCAACCAUGAUGAAGCAGGAACAACCUGUCUUGUAGCCCUGCUGUCGGAUAGAGAGCUCACAGUGGCCAACGUUGGAGACUCGCGUGGUGUGUUGUGUGACAAAGAUGGAAACGCUGUUGCACUAUCACAUGACCACAAACCAUAUCAGCUAAAAGAGCGCAAGAGGAUCAAGAGGGCAGGAGGCUUCAUCAGUUUUAAUGGAUCCUGGAGAGUCCAGGGAAUUCUGGCGAUGUCCCGAUCUCUUGGGGACUACCCACUAAAGAACCUCAACGUAGUCAUCCCAGAUCCUGAUAUCAUGACCUUUGACCUGGACAAACUGCAGCCAGAGUUCAUGAUCCUGGCUUCUGAUGGCCUGUGGGACGCCUUCAGUAACGAAGAGGCCAUCCGGUUUGUUCGCGAACGUCUGGAUGAGCCACACUUCGGUGCCAAGAGCAUUGUCCUCCAGUCUUUCUACCGCGGUUGCCCAGAUAACAUCACAGUCAUGGUGGUGAAGUUCAAAAGUGGGGCCGGGGGGAGUAGCAAGGCAGGGGAGUAGGUCAAGUUUAGAGGACAGAUUGUCAUCAGUGUUUUCUGUUAUCUUCCCUGGGUUCUGGAUUGAGCAGCAAGCAUGAUAUCACAGGAGAACUGAGACAAGAUGAAGAUGGGACACUGAGAACUGUAUUUUGGACAAGUGCACACACACAAACACACACACACACAAUUACAGACAGACCAACAUACGCAAAUUUUGUAUGAUUUGAAGAUUUUUGUGUGUGACAAGGGCAUUUAAACACAAUACAGAUCCCAUAACCAUCUGCUAACAGAAUGAGGAAUACAUUAAAAUAUGGAAGUACAUUAAAAUAUGGAAGUACACGCGUGCUAAACAGACACCAAACAGGAUCUCUCUUAACCAGCACACAUUAGACUGUGAUUGAUUAACUACUGUUUACUGUACAUGCACACGAAUGGUACAGCUUCACUGGAGGCUUCUUCAGAGGAGGCUACAACUAGUGCCUAAUCAAGGAUUACUGUGCAGCUACAGGAAGCUAAAGAAAAAGAAUUUGCGAAACAUCACCCUGCUUGCUGCAUUUUGAUCAUGCUCUCAAUUACUGUACGUCUCUUACAUUGUUGAUCAGUAGAAAAUAGUCAAACUCAAAAAAAAAAAAAAAAUGCCAGGGGAUUCAUACCUUUUAAGUGAAAUGCUACAACAAAAAUCUAGUGUUUGUGUAUCACUCACUCACAUUUUGUAGACUUAAAAGCUUAAAAUGGAUUCUAAAAGUGAACUAUUUCAGAGGAAAAGUGUUAAACAAAUAUAUUG
This is a messenger RNA of Scomber japonicus (chub mackerel), 2350 nucleotides long. RefSeq names its product protein phosphatase 1L. The record is from RefSeq and is a predicted model, not a curated record. Gene Ontology annotation, molecular function: cation binding; protein serine/threonine phosphatase activity. The transcript has 4 exons. NCBI's taxonomy places the organism in Eukaryota, Metazoa, Chordata, Actinopteri, Scombriformes, Scombridae. The coding region runs from base 497 to 1588 and encodes 363 amino acids. Gene Ontology annotation, biological process: protein dephosphorylation.